AUGAAGUCAAAGCAAGCCCCCGAGGACUCUAUCGAAGUUGUUCGACCAUCUAUCAAGUUUGAGCCCGAUAGAGCUGAUUUCGAGGCGCGAGUAAAGCGUCUUGAGGCAACUCGAGAUGUGAAUGAGCCGCUGCCCAAAGGCUUUCCCCGUGCGAUUACCGGACCUAGGGUCUGGUAUGGAAGAGAUAUCGGGGGAGUCGAUGCUCUCAUCACCGAACUAACCAAAGAUGAGAUUGCAGAGGUCGAGGCGGCCCUCCAGUACUUCAAAGGUACGUCGGCUUCGCGCAGCAAUAACGGCCCUGAUCAGAUGUCAAAGGAGCUAUUUCCGCUACCCAAGUAUGGUGCUCAAUUGGAACAGAUAUCCAAGGAUCUCCACUCUGGUCGUGGUAUCACUAUCUUGCGAGGGCUUAAUCCUGAAAAUUACUCUGCCACCGAUAACGUCUUGCUGUUUGCUGGAAUUGCAAGCCACAUCGGAGAGCAAAGGGGCUGUCAGGAUAGGUUUGGAAACAUGCUCACCCAUCUGGUCGACAUGGGGUUCAAGUUUGGAAAGUGUAGCAAACGUACUCCGACUUUCACUGGUGGAAUCCUACCAUAUCACAACGAUGUCUGUGAUAUACUUUGCAUGUAUAUCCAAGAUAGUGCGGCCAAUGGUGGAGAGUCCACACUUGCUUCCUCGGCCACAGUCUACAAUAGAAUUGCGGCAAGUCGCCCUGACAUGGUGAACACACUCGCGGCACCCAUCUGGGUCUACGAUAAAGAUAAGCCACCUGAGGUCUGGCAUGCUAGGCCCAUUCUCUUUGGGGAGAAAGAACACGGUCCCUUCUUCUGUUUCAGUCGACAGAAGAUUACGGGGUCAGAGCAUUACCCCUUGUCUCAGAGCCUUCCGGCCAUGAGUGAAGAGCAAGCAGAGGCCUUGGAUAUGAUCCAUUACGUCGCCGAGGAGACUGGGAUCACCAUGUCUCUCAAACCUGGCGAUAUGCUCCUAUACAACAAUUUGGGCGUGCUCCACGGUCGGAAUGCUUUCACCGAUGCUGAAGUCGGAGACCAUAGACGCCAUAUCCUGCGACUUUGGGUCAGGAACGAAGAAAGGGCUUGGGAUACACCUGAAGAGUUGGCAAGAGAAUGGCACCUUGUGUACGGGGACUCAGUGAGGCGUGCGAGAGCUCAGUGGCGUAUGCGACCCGAAGACACAGAAAAAGACCGUGUCAUUGGACAUAAGUCGACUUGCUCUUGA
Molecule: messenger RNA, 1233 nt
Organism: Pseudovirgaria hyperparasitica
Lineage: Eukaryota; Fungi; Ascomycota; Dothideomycetes; Acrospermales; Acrospermaceae
Product: Clavaminate synthase-like protein
Exons: 4
Coding region: 1-1233 (410 amino acids)
Molecular function (GO): oxidoreductase activity
Source: RefSeq, a predicted model, not a curated record